CAUAAACGUCCCAAGGACACAGUAGUCAGGCCCUCUCCCCCUCCCCCUCUACCUGCACUACCACAAACACACAAGAGAUUAAAAUCAAAAUAUUAUUUAAUAUUUCUGUCGUUGAAUUACCUUAUAUUAUUACCUUCUUAUGCUUACAUGUGUGUGGAAGUAAUACUUUGUGCAACGUGCAAAAAGAGCAGAGAGAGGAUUAGCGGGGAAUCUGAACUUUGCAUGUUCGGCCUAGAAAAUCUUUAAAGCGCAAUCCAGCUUACGUUACCCCACCACCACAAACAGGGGCACCAAAUUUUGUUCUCUUUCUUUACCUCUCACCCUUAUCGAGAAACCACCACCUCGGCCGCCGCCACCACCGCCACCUACUUCUAACUGCCACCACCUUCUUGACUUUUCUUUAUAAAGGAUCAUUACUCUUACUCGUAAUAUACAAGAAAACCAAAGAAAAGAAACAAGAAAUCCUUGAAAUGGCUACUAAGCUUCUCUUAAUGUUCGCUAUCUGUCGUUUGAUUGUGACUGUAGGGUUGACUGUUGACCCAUCGGAGCUACUUCGUCUUGGGGUUGACGGUCAGCUCAGCGUUGAUCCGUUUGAUGUCGAAACGGCUUCUCUUGAUUUCGGCUUGAUAAGCCGAUCCGAACCGAUGGCAGUCUUGCACCCGGGUUCCGCUGAUGACAUAGCUCGGCUUGUCCAAGCGGCGUACCUCUCGUCUCAGGGUUUCACGGUCUCGGCUAGGGGUCAUGGGCAUUCCAUAAACGGUCAGGCACAGACAAGUAACGGGGUGGUGAUUGAAAUGAGUGGCGGCUCGAGAGGGAGUCGCCUUGGGAUGGGGAACCUGGCAAAGCCACAAGUAGCUGUGAAGGAGAUGCAUGUAGACGUGUGGGGAGGGGAGCUGUGGAUAGAUGUGUUAAGGAGUACAUUAGAGCAUGGGCUAGCACCAAAAUCAUGGACAGAUUAUUUGUAUCUUUCAGUAGGUGGUACCUUAUCUAAUGGUGGAAUUAGUGGGCAAGCUUUUAACCAUGGACCUCAAAUCAGCAAUGUCUAUGAGCUUGACGUCGUCACAGGCAAAGGUGAGCUCAUGACAUGCUCCGAAGAAAAAAAUUCAAAGCUGUUCCAUGCUGUUCUUGGUGGUCUAGGGCAAUUUGGAAUCAUCACUAGGGCUAGAAUUGCACUUGAACCAGCUCCUCAAAGGGUGAGGUGGAUAAGAGUACUGUACUCCAACUUCUCGACUUUUACCGGGGACCAAGAAUACCUCAUUUCCAUGCAUGGAAAACCUUCUACCUUAAAAUUCGAUUAUGUCGAGGGAUUUGUUAUUGUUGAUGAAGGGCUUAUUAACAAUUGGAGGUCCUCUUUCUUUUCUCCUCGUAAUCCUGUCAAGAUUAGCUCAGUUGGGGCUAAUGGGGGUGUGCUCUACUGCUUAGAGAUCACCAAAAAUUACGAUGAAUCCACUGGCGAUACCAUUGAUCAGGAAGUAGAGGCUUUGAUGAAGAACCUGAACUUCAUACCAUCAACAGUCUUCACAACCGAUCUGCCCUACACUGAUUUUCUGGAUCGCGUCCACAGGGCCGAGUUAAAGCUGAGAGCCAAGGGUUUGUGGGAGGUGCCGCACCCUUGGCUCAACCUAUUUGUUCCCAGAUCAAGGAUUGCUGACCUUGACAGGGGUGUCUUCAAGGGCAUUUUGGGAAACAACAAGACAAGUGGGCCCAUCCUCAUUUACCCCAUGAACAAAAACAAGUGGGACCAAAGGAACUCAGUUGUGACACCAGAUGAGGAUGUGUUUUAUCUGGUGGCGUUGUUAAGAUCAGCAUUGGAUAAUGGUGAAGAGACUCAGUCCUUGGAGUACUUGACUCAUCAAAACCGCAAGAUCCUCAGAUUCUGUGAUGAUGCAGGGAUCAAGGUGAAACAGUAUUUACCUCACUACACUACACGAGAGGAAUGGAUGGACCACUUUGGGGAUAAAUGGGACCGAUUUUAUCAGAGGAAAAUGGAAUUUGAUCCCCGGCGUAUUUUAGCAACUGGCCAACGUAUAUUCAAUCCCUCCUCUGCCUCUACCAGUACGGUGUCUCCAUGGUGAUGAUGGCACAGGAUAGUCUACUUACACUACACGGGAUACUAUACUAACCUCUAGAAAUUAUAAUCUUGUACAUACAGUUUUUGCUUAAUCAUCAAUGAUGCUAGAUUAAUAGCAUUUUAGCAGUAUUAGCGGUCCGACCUUUUAUCAAGUAAAUAGCAAGAAAAGAAAAAUAUUGUGGGUUCU
Molecule: messenger RNA, 2258 nt
Organism: Populus nigra (black poplar)
Lineage: Eukaryota; Viridiplantae; Streptophyta; Magnoliopsida; Malpighiales; Salicaceae
Product: cytokinin dehydrogenase 5-like
Exons: 5
Coding region: 471-2075 (534 amino acids)
Biological process (GO): cytokinin metabolic process
Molecular function (GO): FAD binding; cytokinin dehydrogenase activity
Source: RefSeq, a predicted model, not a curated record